AUGUUUCACAUUCUGAUAUUGUCAAUUAUUAAUUACGUUUAUUCGCAACCAGCUAUUCCACCUCCUGAAAGGCCAGAGUGCUCAGCCGGAUGGCAAUCUCCGGACUUGACGUAUGUACCUUCCAUCAAUCAAUGUAACGACUAUACCCCAGGAGUUGGAAUUUCCUGUCAGCCAAAUAAUCCAUUCACUUGUACUGGCAGGAAUCCGUUUUGCGCAACUGCCGGAGAUCGAACGUUUAAAUGUUGCAGUGAUAUUAUUCAAGAUUCUGAUGAAAUUGGCAAUCUAACCGACACACAAAUAAAACCAAUUUGUCCGGCUGGUGCAAUUCCAUAUAAAAUGCCACAUGUCCUCUUAUGCGAUCCAUCCAUUGUGAACAUGUGUCCAUAUGAUUAUAAAUGUGUUGAAGCUGCAAAUGGUCAUCUUCUGCCCCCGGAUGGUCGAUCGCUUUGUUGUAAAACGUCAACUUUAUAUUCAUUCGCAUCCGUAUUUGGCGAAGCCAAAAUAACACCACGCAUCGUGCCAAAUCCCCCGCUCUCCGCCAUUGAAUAUGUCACGUUGAAUGUGCACACUUCCGCAAAACAACACGCUCCUGAAAUUCGAAUUGGCGAUCAUUUUGUAUUAACUCCAUACAAAUUAUAUGAACCGGCGUAUUUGAAAAAAGUCAAAUUGUUCGCUGAUUUUGGACAUGGAUCAUAUGUCCAUGUUUUAUUAUUUGAUCCCUUGACUCCUACAGAAACAAUGCAACUUUAUUAUGAUAGACCCACAUCCAAUGGAAAAAUGGUGAAUUUAGAUGAGCCAAUUCCAGAUGGAGGAUUCAUUUCAAAAAAGAUUUUCAAUGCAGCUCCAAUUACAAACAUCGAAAAUCCACAAAGACCUGGUCCAAUUAAAGAAUAUCGCAAACUGUGGAUAGUUCUUGUUUUCAAGACCGUCAAUCCAUUGACACGACUGUACAUUCUUUCGAGUAAAGACUUACACAAAAACUAUAAAUCGGUAACUGAUUUCUUGAAGUCGGACACUGGAAAUAUGCUUGGCACACCUGUUGCAGGAACGUACUUUUAUUUGUCUUCGACGCGGUUGCCGCUUCUCCUUCUCCUGUUGCGAGUUACGCUCAGUCUUCUUCUUCGUCUUCUACUUCUUCUUCUUCUUCUUCUCGCCGUCCUUGUUCCGCUGCUGCCACUGCUAGUUGCGGUGUGGAGCUUCAGAGUCGGCCACGCCUCCACAUUCUUAGCCGUUGGCGGCAUUUCUCACUGUCAAGCUGGAUUCAUGAAUAAAACGGUGAAGCUUCUGCUCAUCCUGGGCACAGUAUUUCUUAAAUUCCAUUGUGACGAAGUUGAGGAUGUCCUUACAAACACGAAAGUUGCGGAAUUAAAAGAAAAUGUUACAGAAACUCCAAAACAAGAAUCAACGGACCCACAAGGAGAAGAUGAGGAUCGACUUGUGAUUGAUCUAUUUCGUGAUUACAAUUUCCUUAUAAGACCUGUUCGAAAUGUUAGCAGCCCACCGGUUGUUGUGGAUUUUGGUGUCGCAAUGAUUCUUCUCAUCAAUGUGGACGAAAAAAACCAAAUACUACAAACGAAUGUUUGGCUAACAAUGAAAUGGAAUGAUUUUCAAUUAUCUUGGAAUCCGGAGGAUUAUGGAAACAUUUCGAAUCUUCACGUGCCUUCUGACCGGGUUUGGCUUCCUGACAUUGUCCUUUUCAACAACGCUGAUGGGAACUACGAGGUUUCAUUUAAGUCAAAUGUCUUCGUUGAUCAUUACGGCGACGUGACGUGGGUUCCGCCGGCAAUGUUCAAAAGCAGUUGCAGAAUUGAUGUUGAAUGGUUCCCUUUUGACGAGCAAUGCUGCACACUAGUGUUUGGCUCAUGGACUUAUAAUUCCGAGGAAGUGCGCUUGCAUUGGUAUAAUAAUAUACAAGCGGUACAACUUCAUGAUUACUCGUACUCAGGAAUCUGGGACGUUAUUGAUGUUCCUGGCCAGCUUAUUCAUCGCCCUCUGACCAAAGAAAAUAAAAUAGUGUUUAACGUAGUUAUACGGAGGAAAACAUUAUUUUACACCGUUAUUCUAAUUAUUCCAACUGUGCUUAUGGCAUUUCUAUCAGUUAUGGCAUUUUAUCUGCCAGUUGAUUCCGGAGAGAAAGCAUCACUCACAAUUUCUUUACUUCUCGCUCUUGUUGUGUUUCUUUUGCUCGUAUCAAAGAUUCUACCACCAACAUCAAACAUUCCUCUAAUGGGAAAAUAUCUUCUUUUAGCCUUUGUUUUGAAUAUCAUGGCUGUUGUGGCAACCGUUGUUAUUGUAAAUAUAUAUUUCCGCAGUGCGCUUUCUCACAAAAUGCCAACUUGGGUUCGUGUGUUGUUUCUAGAAUUUCUACCUCAUCUCCUCGUGAUGAAAAGACCCGAGCGUAUUCCAAUUUUUAAUGGAUAUUUCGUUGAAGAAUAUUGCGCCUCAGAAAUUUUCGAUGCUAGUCUUGUAAUGCCAUCCAUGACGGCAACAAUGCUUCCAUUCCUUCAAGUUCAAACAGCUAUUGAUGAAACAACAUCUUCAAAAGCCAACGCAAAUCCUGAAUCUGCAGGACAUCAUGAAAAUUGCACAAAAUGGAAGAAACGGUUAUCAAUUCGAAUGUCACGGCGACGAGCUCCAAAGGCAACCAUUGAUGAUGAUUUGGAAGACAUCGUUGACGAUUCAAAUGGAAAUCAUAUUUCAGUUAAUGAGAAAAUUAGCAAAGAAAUGAAAACAACUAUAGAAGCAAUUGCUUACAUUGCAGAACAUAUGAAAAGGGAAAUGAGUUUGAAAAAAAUGAGAGAUGACUGGAAGUACGUGGCAAUGGUCUUAGACCGUUUACUUUUACUUAUUUUCUUUGGAGUAACAUUAGGCGGAACUUUAGGAAUUAUUUGCUCAGCUCCUCAUGUUUUCGAUUUCAUCGAUCAAGAAAGAAUUAUCGAGGAAUUGAAAGCGAAAUAUCUACCACCGGAAAUGUAUUCAUAA
Messenger RNA from Caenorhabditis bovis, 2982 nucleotides. The record is from the annotation of a GenBank genome assembly. NCBI's taxonomy places the organism in Eukaryota, Metazoa, Nematoda, Chromadorea, Rhabditida, Rhabditidae.